GAAUUUACGCUGCAGGUUAGGAUAAUUAACGUAGCAGGUUAGGACAAUAAGGUUAAGGUUAGGAAAACGGUUAGCUAAAAUGCACAAAAAAAGGGGAAAAAAAUAAAAUAAUCACCUUUAGCGGUAUCCCCUCUAGCCAUGACCGCAACCACAUGCUGCUUGGUUGGAUAAACGCAAAAGUAGUUAUGUUAGCUAGCCAGUCGUUUAUUUCUUGGCCAUAUGAUAUACUAACGUUACAUAUUACUAAUGUCAAAACGGGUUUAGCAACAGCAUUAGCUAGCCACGAACAUCAAAACGACAUGUUUACAGUUCAACAACAUAACCAUUACAGUGAGUUAUGGAGGCAUGAGUGGGAUUAUUAUCAACAUUAGAACACGGGGAGUUUGCCACUUAAUACGAAUGUCUAUGGAUCUGAUUUCCCAUCACAAAGCCCAUCAUGACGAGAAAGCAACAUGGGAGAAGGGCGAGAAAGAAGAGGCAACGGGAGUGCAGAGAAACAACUGUUCAGUCAGUGACACUAUCUCAUGAACCACAGUUUGUGGCUCUAAGAAAAUGGCUGCAACAGAGAGGCUUCAGCUCCAAGCUUCUAGUACCUGCACACUUCUCAGACACAGGACGUGGACUGAUGACCUUACAGCCUAUCAAGGCUGACGAUUUGGUGAUCUCCUUACCUGAAAAAUGCCUUUUAACUACCUCUACUGUUCUAAGGAGCUACAUUGGUGAAUACAUAGAAAGAUGGAAACCACCUGUGUCUCCUCUCUUAGCCCUCUGUGCUUUCCUCAUUUCUGAGAGACAUUUUGGCCAACGUGCAGAAUGGAAGCCCUACAUCGACGUCCUGCCCCAAAGAUACACGUGCCCUGCUUACUUCUCAGAUGAGGUCAUCAACCUGCUGCCGGGGAGUCUGAGUGGGAAGGCCCUGGAGCAGAGAGCCGUAGUUCAGGAGCUGCACUCCUCUUCGUUGGACUUCUUCAGUUCCCUCCAGCCUCUCUUCAGUCAGCCUGUGGAGAGUGUGUUCACGCAUGAUGCACUGCGUUGGGCAUGGUGCAGUGUGAACACGCGCACUGUGUACAUGGAGCACCUUCACAGCCCCUACAUGUCCAGGGAGAGAAAUGUAUAUGCCUUAGCCCCCUACCUGGACCUGCUCAACCACUGCCCAGCCAUACAGGUAAAGGCGAGCUUCAGCCAUGUGAGCAGGUGCUAUGAGAUCCGUAGCGUCCAAGGCUGCAAGAGAUUCCAGCAGGCUUUUAUCUGCUACGGUCCCCAUGACAACCAACGUCUCCUGUUAGAGUAUGGGUUUGUUGCUCCUGGAAACCCUCACAGUGUGGUGUAUGUGGACCAAGUUAUCCUUCAACAGUGCAUCUGUAUAACAGACAUAAAUCAGCUGGCACAGAAGCUACUCUUUCUGAAGAAAAAUGACUUCUUAGCAAACUUGACCCUUAGUUUGGAUGGGCCCUCCUGGAGACUGAUGACCACCCUCAGGCUGCUGUCACUUAAGACAGAACAAUACCCUUUCUGGAAGAGUGUCCUCUUGGGGGCGGUGGUGAGCCAGGACAGAGAGGAGUGGAGUGUCGAUGCAGCCCUUAGGCUUUGUCACUACCUGAUGGUUGACAACACUAAAGCUCUGGACAAGAUAUCCCAACUAACAGAGAGGGCAGACACGUCUCUCAAGGAGCAGCUAGCUGUGGUGGAAUGGCUACGACGAGAGGAACAAGGAAUUUUGGGUCUUAACCAGGAAAUGCUGCAGAGUCUUCAGAAACAAUUGUUGCCAAGCAGACAGAACAGCAUGCACAACUUAUUAUGACGUUCCAGAACCGGUCACUUUAUUUAUCUAUCACUGGCUAUGCUUGUAUGAGGAGACAACCAUGUCUGUUUCAUUAUCAGUGCAAUGAAUUGGCUCAGCAAAAGGGCACGGUCACUAGCUACAGUGAGGGGAAAAAAGUAUUUGAUCCCCUGCUGAUUUUGUACGUUUGCCCACCGACAAAGAAACGAUCAGUCUAUAAUUAAUGGUAGGUUUAUUUGAACAGUGAGAGACAGAAUAACAAAAAAAUCCUGAAAAAC
Salmo salar (Atlantic salmon) is the source of this 2058-nucleotide messenger RNA. It is a transcript of the gene setd4, whose product is annotated as SET domain containing 4. Gene Ontology annotation, biological process: peptidyl-lysine trimethylation; peptidyl-lysine monomethylation. The record is from RefSeq and is a predicted model, not a curated record. Gene Ontology annotation, molecular function: protein-lysine N-methyltransferase activity; protein binding. NCBI's taxonomy places the organism in Eukaryota, Metazoa, Chordata, Actinopteri, Salmoniformes, Salmonidae.